Lucilia sericata (common green bottle fly) is the source of this 843-nucleotide messenger RNA. RefSeq lists its product as uncharacterized. The transcript has a single exon. The record is from RefSeq and is a predicted model, not a curated record. Lineage: Eukaryota; Metazoa; Arthropoda; Insecta; Diptera; Calliphoridae. Bases 1 to 843 code for a protein of 280 amino acids.
AUGGCUUUAAGAAGAAAAUGUAAAUUAGAUCUUCAUCAUCUAAUUUCCUAUAUUACGAGUUGGGAAGAGGCUACAAAUGAAAAUAUACAUGUUUCUCUGCUAGAGAUAAAAAGGGAUGAGUUAGAUAAAAGGUGGUCGAAGUUAACAGAGUCAUAUGAUAAUUACAUGUUGGAAGAAGAUAAAGGUGUAACAGAAGACUUCAAAGAUGAUAUCUCGAUUCGAUACGAAGAGGUCAGUAUUAAGUAUGACCAAAUAAAAUCUCAAAUAAUAAAUAUGAUAAAAGAACAAAAUGAAAAUAGUAAUCAAGAAAGGUCAUACAAUAGGGAGUCGAGGUUUAGGUUACCACCAUGUGACAUGCAAAAUUUUGAUGGAGGGGUGUCGAAAUGGCCAGCCUUUAGAGACAUGUCUCAGGCUGUCUGUGCAAACAAAACCGAUAUGGCUCCAGCAGAAAAAUUGUUCUACUUACGCAGUAAAUUAAGGGGGGAAGCAUUUCAAACCAUAAAACAUUUAGAUUUGGUUGAUGAAAAUUUUUCCAUAGCUUGGGAAGCAUUAAAGAACCGUUAUGAGAAUGUUCGUGUUUUGGUUCAUCAACAAAUGAAACAAUUAUUCGGAAUGCCUACUAUACCACAAGAAAAUGCAAAAGCAAUGAGACAUAUGCAAAGUUUAGUGCAUGAUUGCAUAUCAAUCUUGAAAUCAUUUAGCGUAGAUGUAGCUAAUUGCCACCCAUUUCUUAUUUAUUUAUGUUACUCUAAACUUCCUGAUGAAACUGUGCGAGCAUGGGAAACUACUUUAGCGAACCACAAGAUUCUGCCUACUUGGCAACAAAUGAGAUUUUUUAACUAG